Messenger RNA from Ostertagia ostertagi, 2232 nucleotides. NCBI's taxonomy places the organism in Eukaryota, Metazoa, Nematoda, Chromadorea, Rhabditida, Trichostrongylidae. The record is from the annotation of a GenBank genome assembly.
AUGAAUCGGAUGCGGGCACGUGGAAAGGAACACGACCCGGCACUGAGUCCAUCCUCUCCGCUUCCUUCAGCUUCAUCCAGUAAUCUUAAUCUUUCUCCGAUGACAUCACCAUGCAGAGACAGCCUCCCAUGCAAGUUGAUAUAUGUGCACCUUCCAUUCGAUCAACAUUCGCGACUGGAAGUUCGAGCCGGACAGACAGCGCGUGAUGCGAUUUCGAAACUUCUGAAGAAAAGAAAUAUAACCCCUCAACUCUGUCAUGUUAACGUCUCUGAAGACCCGAGGAGUGAACAAAUCGACCUCAUGGAGGAUCUGGAGUCCAUUGCAUCGCGUUUGGAGAAAAAUGAGCUGUGGGUACAUAGCGAAUAUCUCGAUACGGUCAGCUCUAUCAAACACACAAUAGUAAGAAGAACGUUCAUUCCUCCUGUGAACUGUGAUGUGUGCAAGAAUCCCAUUUGGCUGGUGGGAUACCGAUGCGAGUUUUGUCAGUUCAAAUUCCAUCAGCGAUGUUCUUCAUUUGCUCCGCUCUAUUGCGAUUUGAUCCAGACAGUACCACGCGACGAAGCGCUAGCUCAACGCCUUCUUUUGAUAGCAUCACGAAUGGAGGGCCAGGACGCCGAAAUAGCUGAGAGCGUACUAAAUCAAUUACAACCCAACCCCAGCCCUGCUCACACUCCGGAAGGAAGUCAUGCCGACCUCACCUUAAAGAGAGGUGGAGGUGUGAAGAGGCAUCAGCCACCUGCAAGUGCCGCACCAAGAGAAGCACCUGGUCCUCUAGCUCCAUAUCCGCGAGAUCGGUCCUCAUCUGCACCGAAUAUUAAUGCUAUCAAUGAUGAGGUUGUAUUAGAACACAAUCAGCGUAUUUUGGACGCACUGGAAAUGCAGCAACACGCCGAAUCCGAAGCAGCUUCGCGUACAUAUUUACGAUGUAACAAACCCAGAUCACAGUUCCAAAGCGGGCAGCUUACAGCAAUCAAUGCUGUUCCAACAGGAGGAGGUUUGGGGGUGAGAAGGCCACCAAAUCGCCUUCAUCCACGUGCUGACACUUCUCCCUUUGGUUCCAAUUCACCUUCUAGUACUUGUUCAUCCCCACCUGCUAACCAACAACAUGCCGGACAGCUUUUACCACCUGCGCUUCCUCUCACUCCACCACAAAGUGCUCCACCUCAAAAGGUAUGUUUUCCUAUGCCAGUGUACAUUAUUAUCAUACUGCACCUAUAUGGUAUGAUUCCCAGUUUUCUCCUGGCUUCUUCCGUGGCAGAAGCCGUUUCUCCAGGGGAGAGACUGGAACCGCAACGUACUCGAGCUCUCGCAAAUAAACUUGCACAUGAAGAUUGGGAGAUUGAUGAAAAGCAAAUCACCCUACAAUGUAAAGUUGGUUCUGGAUCAUUCGGUACGGUGUAUCGCGGAGAGUACUUUGGUCUCGUUGCUGUGAAGAAACUAAAUGUAGCUGUGCUGAAGAAAACGCGUCACUUGAAUGUGCUUCUUUUCAUGGGUUGGGUUCGUGAACCAUCACUCGCCAUUGUAACACAGUGGUGUGAAGGCAGUAGUUUAUAUAAACACAUCCAUGUUGUUGAACCUCGGGUGGAGUUUGAAAUGAGCACUAUUCUUGACAUUUUCAAACAAAUAACUCUAGGAAUGAAUUAUCUGCAUUCGAAAAAUAUAAUUCAUAGAGAUCUGAAAACCAACAAUAUUUUCCUUAUGGAUGACAUGAGUACUGUGAAAAUAGGAGAUUUUGGCCUUGCCACUGUGAAAACUCGCUGGAGUGGAGGGCAACAAAGCCAGCAGCCUACUGGCAGCAUUCUAUGGAUGGCGCCGGAGGUUAUUCGCAUGCAAGACUCCAAUCCAUACACUACUUUAUCUGAUGUAUAUUCUUUUGGAAUAGUCAUGUAUGAAGUUCUAUCAAGCUCUCUGCCGUAUACUAACAUAAAUAAUCGCGACCAAAUCCUUUUCAUGGUUGGUCGCGGCUAUCUCAGACCGGACGUUUCGAAAAUACGGUCGGACACUCCAAAGCCGUUGCUGGCCCUAUAUGAACGCUGUAUCAAGUACAACAGAAACGAGAGGCCAGAGUUCAGCGAGGUGCUCGACAAGCUACGUGGAGUCUCUCUUCCAAAGCUGACUCGAUCAACUUCAGCCCCCAAUCUUUAUAGAGGUGUUGUGGAGACAACAGAAUCAAUGGGAGGCUACAACUCAAGCACAUCUCGGACUACUCAUCACCUUUGGGGUUACCUUUAG